This is a messenger RNA of Penicillium cosmopolitanum, 1509 nucleotides long. RefSeq names its product putative diacylglycerol O-acyltransferase (DgaT). Bases 1 to 1509 code for a protein of 502 amino acids. Gene Ontology annotation, biological process: triglyceride biosynthetic process. Gene Ontology annotation, cellular component: endoplasmic reticulum membrane. The record is from RefSeq and is a predicted model, not a curated record. Lineage: Eukaryota; Fungi; Ascomycota; Eurotiomycetes; Eurotiales; Aspergillaceae. Gene Ontology annotation, molecular function: diacylglycerol O-acyltransferase activity. The transcript is spliced from 3 exons.
AUGGCCCAGACAGAGUCUCUUACCACCGCCAGAGAGCAAUCCACCCAGACCGUUGAAACGCAUGCAGAUGCACCUGCAGCUGCACCAACGGGGAGCUCAAACAAAGAUACAGAUAAACCCCCGGCACCUCCAGGAAAGAAACCACGCAGCUUGUAUCGUCAUGUCGCGGCAUACCAUUCCGAGAUGCGGCACUCAAGCUUGAGUCGUGAGUCAGAUGAAACAAUUAGUUUCUUGGGCUUUCGAAAUUUGAUGGUGUUGGUGUUGGUGGCCAUGAACCUCCGUUUGAUCAUUGAAAAUUUCAUGAAGUAUGGCGUGCUCAUCUGCAUCAAAUGCCACGACUACCGAAAACAAGAUCUAGUCCUUGGGUCAAUUCUCUUCGCCCUCGUCCCUUGCCAUCUGUUCGUCGCCUAUCUGGUCGAGCUAUCCGCGGCAGCAUCUGCCAAGCAGACAGUUGGUCACCAGAAGAGGACAGCAGAAGAGAAAGAACAUGACCAGCAACGGUUUCGCUCGACCUGGCGCUAUACGGCCUUCAUCCACACCAUCAACGCCACUCUGUGUCUUGCCGUGACUAGCUUUGUAGUUUAUUUCUACAUCCACCAUCCCGGCAUUGGAACGCUGUGCCAGUUGCACGCCAUCAUCGUCUGGCUGAAGAAUUGCUCCUACGCAUUCACCAACCGAGACCUCCGGCUGGCGUUCCUGAAUCCCUCCGCGAACCCGAACCUUCCGGCCAUCUAUGCCACAUGCCCAUACCCUAGAAACAUCACUCUUAAUAACCUGGCCUACUUCUGGAUGGCUCCGACGCUAGUCUACCAACCUGUCUACCCGCGUACACCAUCCAUCCGCUGGCCCUUUGUGUUCAAGCGCCUGGGUGAAUUUGUCGUUCUGUCAGUCUUUAUUUGGCUUCUUUCAGCGCAGUAUGCAGCGCCCGUCCUACGCAACUCGAUCGAGAAGAUCGCCAUGUUGGAUAUUGCUUCGAUUCUGGAGCGCGUCAUGAAGCUAUCUACCAUCUCGUUAAUUAUCUGGCUCGCGGGAUUUUUCGCUCUCUUCCAAGCCCUGCUGAACGCACUGGCUGAAGUGAUGCGCUUCGGCGAUCGUGAGUUCUACACGGAUUGGUGGAACAGCUCCAGCUUGGGUGUUUAUUGGAGGUCCUGGAAUCGACCUGUUUACCUGUUCAUGAAACGACACGUUUUCUCUCCGCUCGUGGGCCGUGGCUGGAGUCCACUAGCCGCCAGUGGCAUGGUGUUUACCCUCUCGGCCAUUCUUCACGAAAUGCUGGUUGGAAUCCCGACUCACAACUUUAUCGGCGUUGCUUUCUUCGGCAUGAUGUUCCAACUGCCGUUGAUUAUGCUGACGGUGCCCUUCGAAAAGAAGCGUGAUCCCCUGGGAAAGACGACUGGCAAUUGCAUUUUCUGGGUCAGCUUUUGUCUGGUCGGUCAGCCAUUGGGCGCCUUGCUCUACUUCUUCGCGUGGCAGGCCAAGUACGGGAGUGUGAGUCGAGUGAACCCUUGA